Messenger RNA from Microcebus murinus (gray mouse lemur), 3384 nucleotides. RefSeq names its product SAS-6 centriolar assembly protein (gene SASS6). Lineage: Eukaryota; Metazoa; Chordata; Mammalia; Primates; Cheirogaleidae. Gene Ontology annotation, cellular component: centrosome; centriole. Gene Ontology annotation, biological process: spermatogenesis; centriole replication. The record is from RefSeq and is a predicted model, not a curated record.
UUCCCUUAACAAACAUGGCUACCUCAGAUCCCACCACAUAGGUUAAUGCCCGGAACUACCGAACCGCUUUCGUCCAUCCUCCGCAAAACCGGAAGAAGUUGAUGGUGGCUGGCGAGGCCCAAACUUCCUUCGUCUCACCCCCGUUUUUCUCUCUCUCCCCGCCUCCUCCGCGGGAGCUGAGCGCCAAACUCAAACUCUAUCCGGACCUGUAAUCUUUCAGGCUUGUACCAAGGGCCGAGCCUGUUGGGCUUUUCCACGCAGCAGCCGGGGCAGCGGGCCAGUAUGAGCCAAGUUCUGUUCCAGCAACUAGUCCCAUUGCAGGUGAAAUGCAAAGACUGCGAAGAGAGGAGAGUAAGUGUUAGAGUGAGCAUUGAACUACAAUCAGUUUCUAAUCCAGUUCACAGAAAGGACUUAGUUAUCCGUCUGACUGAUGACAUGGAUCCAUUUUUUCUAUAUAACCUUGUUAUAUCUGAGGAAGAUUUUCAAAGUUUAAAAUUCCAGCAAGGUCUUCUGGUAGACUUCUUAGCUUUCCCACAAAAAUUUAUAGAUCUCCUUCAGCAGUGUACUCAAGAACACACCAAAGAAAUUCCAAGGUUUUUACUACAGUUAGUUUCUCCAGCAGCUAUUUUGGAUAACUCACCUGUAUCUUUAAAUGUGGUAGAAACAAACCCUUUUAAGCAUCUUACACACCUCUCACUAAAACUUUUACCUGGAAAUGAUGUGGAGAUAAAGAAAUUUCUAGCAGGCUGUUUGAAAUGUAGCAAGGAAGAAAAAUUAUCAUUGACACAAUCACUAGAUGAUGUUACUAGGAAACUGAACUUCACGCAAAAGACAUUAUCAGAAAAAAUCCAAGAAUUAGAUAAGUUACGGAACGAAUGGGCAUCACACACGGCAGCAUUGUCAAAUAAGCACUCUCAGGAACUAACAAAUGAGAAGGAAAAAGCCUUGCAGGCACAGGUUCAAUAUCAACAGCAGCAUGAACAACAGAAAAAAGAUCUAGAAAUUCUCCAUCAACAAAACAUCCAUCAGCUACAAAACAGAGUGUCUGAGUUAGAAGCAGCUAAUAAAGACCUAACUGAAAGAAAAUAUAAAGGAGACUCCACUAUUAGAGAACUUAAAGCAAAACUUUCUGGUGUUGAAGAGGAGUUGCAGCGAACUAAGCAAGAAGUCCUGUCUUUGCGAAGAGAGAAUUCUACACUAGAUGCUGAAUGCCAUGAGAAAGAAAAGCAUAUUAAUCAGCUACAAACAAAAGUGGCAGUUUUAGAACAGGAAAUCAAGGAUAAGGACCAGCUUGUUUUAAGAACAAAAGAAGCAUUUGAUACAAUCCAGGAACAGAAGGUGGCCUUAGAAGAAAAUGGGGAGAAAAAUCAAGUACAGCUAGGAAAACUUGAAGCUACAAUAAAAUCAUUAUCAGCAGAACUUCUGAAGGCAAAUGAAAUUAUCAAGAAGUUACAAGGAGAUCUGAAAACUCUAAUGGGUAAGUUGAAACUGAAGAAUACAGUUACUAUUCAGCAGGAAAAACUCUUGGCUGAGAAAGAGGAAAAAUUACAAAAGGAGCAAAAGGAAUUACAAGAUGUUGGACAGUCUCUUCGAAUUAAAGAGCAAGAGGUGUGCAAGUUACAAGAACAAUUAGAAGCUACAGUUCAAAAACUUGAAGAAAGCAAACAGCUUUUAAAAAAUAAUGAAAAGUUAAUCACAUGGUUAAAUAAAGAAUUAAAUGAAAAUCAGCUGGUGAGAAAGCAAGACGUAUUGGUACCUUCUACUACUCCACCUGCACAUUCUAGCAGCAACACAAUCAGAAGUGGAAUUUCUCCUAACUUGAAUGUGGUUGAUGGUAGACUAACUUACCCAACUUGUGGGAUUGGCUAUCCUGUCUCCUCUGCAUUUGCAUUUCAAAAUACCUUUCCUCAUUCCAUAUCUGCCAAAAAUGCCCUCCACUCAGUUUCAGGACCAAAGGUUCAGUUUAACUUGCAAUUUACAAAACCAAAUACAUCGCUAGGAGAUGUUCAGUCAGGAGCAACUAUGCCUUGCUCAGCUGAUAAGGAAAAUGGUGAAAAUUUAGGGCUGGAAUCCAAAUACCUGAAGAAAAGGGAAGAUAGCAUUCCUUUACGUGGACUCAGCCAGAAUCUAUUUAGUAAUUCAGACCAUCAGAAAGAUGGCACUCUGGGAGCACUACAGACAUCUUCCAAACCCACAGUGCUCCCUUCUACAUCUUCAGCAUAUUUCCCUGGGCAGUUACCAAACAGUUAAUUCCAAUGUCAUGUUUUACUUUUUAUUGACAUUUUUAGAAACUCAGGUGGUUUAAAAAUGUUAACAUAAAUCCUAAACAAGCAAGUUUCAAAUUUAUUUCAGCUAUUGUAGAUUGUUUGGAUUCUUUAUUAAGUGCUGCUGUCAUUUAUGGCAGUUGAUAGGGACAAAUUUGUACUCAGGGAUUGGUAAAGAUUCUGAGUAAAUGACUUUUGGUUUGUGGACAUGGUGCUUUAUAGGGUAAUAGUAUGAAUUUUAUUAAAUUAAUCCUUAGAAAUUCAGUUCUAAGGAAAGAGUUGAUCCUUAUAAGGGAGAUUCUAAUCAUUUUGAAAAUCUGAGUAAAUUAAAACUUGCUUAGAAUGUAAUAGUAUGAAACCAAAGAAUGAUAAUAAUUCAUUUUUAUCAUUUUCAUCGGUAAGUUUUAAAUUUACCACCUGAAAAUUAUGAGGGAAAAUUAUCUCCUAAAAUAUCUAUUAUUGAUGAUGUUUACAUUAAAGGGAAAAAUCCUAAAUUAACCUUAAAAGACUGAAAUGAAUUAAGCCUUAAUAGCAAGUAAAUGUAUUUUCCUUGAAAUACUUAUUGAAUGAAUCUACUAAAUGAAUGUGAUAUAUUUGUAAAACUAAUUUGGAGAGUGUAUUUACAUGACUAGAUCAGGUAUACAGUGCUUUAAGUCAUUUGAAGUGAAAGGAUUUUAGUGCUUCCUGAAAGUUUUUACUCAUCCAAUUUUUCUCAAUUUGGAUUUUUAUUAGUUAUGCAGUUAAGUCUGUAUUGGUGGAAUUUUGUUUUAAAAAUUGGCAUCAUAUAAAAUCUUUACUAUAAGAGCAUCAUGAAUAUUCACUGUAUUUGUUUUUAUAAUAUCAAAACUUUGGUUGAUUUUAAUAUUAAUAAAGUAGGCAAAACAAAUAACUGUUAGAAGUUAUAAGUUUCUUCUCUUCCUUAUAAGAUUCCAGUAAGAAUUGUUUCUUGGAAAAAAUUAGGUGAUUUAAAAAACUCACCCAGAAUCAUAGGGCCCACCAGUGUUUUCUUGUUGACAACCAUCCAAUACCAAGUAGCAUUCUUUUGUGUCUUCCAAAUCAAUUUUUGUUUGCACAGUGCUAACGCUCAUGUGAUAGUUUUAAAUUAUAUUCAAGUACUUUA